AUGAAUGUAACAUCAGAGCCCGGUGUUAUCUCCGAGAUAACGGAUUAUCAUUCUAUUGUGGAGGAUUAUCCAUCCAAUGAGAAAGCAUUCAUAGCAGCCCCAGAGAUCGCAUUUUACAACGCGAAUGUGGUUGAUGUGGAAGCGGGGAAGAUUACUCGAAAUGCAGCUGUGCACAUCAAGAAUGGGCGUAUUCUGGACGUGUCAUCCGAUCCUACAGGGAUAGAUUCUACGCACCUCAAUGCAGUGGAUCUCAAGGGCAAGUAUAUCUGUCCUGGCUUAAUUGAUUGCCAUGUUCACCUUACUGCCACACCGGGCUCUUCCUCUCUGCGAGACAUAUUUUCUGCGAGUCCCAACAGCAUCGUGUAUCGCACCGCAUAUGUAGCGCGAGAGAUGCUUCUUCGAGGUUUCACCACGGUUCGUGAUACAGGUGGCGCCGAUUUUGCCCUUCGCGAAGCUAUAGAAGAAGGUCUGGUCAUGGGACCAAGGCUUUUCAUCGCUGGCAAAGCUCUCUCGCAGACUGGCGGACACGGGGACUUGCGUGCCCGUUAUCAGGGGACAGAAGAUAAAUGCUGCGGGGGACAUUCCCCCAACCUCGCACGGAUAUGUAAUGGAAUCCCCGAGUGUCUUGAGGCGGCGCGUGAUGAACUCAGACAAGGAGCCGAUUUUCUCAAAAUUAUGUGUGGUGGAGGUGUCGCAAGCCCCUCAGAUGCCCUUGAUAUGAUUCAAUUCACUGCUGAGGAGAUCCGUGCGAUAACGACAACAGCCAGACAGUCAAAAACAUACGUCACAGCACAUGCAUACAGCGUCGAUGCCAUUCGCCACGCCGUGGAUAAUGGCGUUCGAGGUAUCGAGCAUGGGAAUUUCAUCGAUGAGGAAACGGCUGCCUACUGUGUUGAAUUGGGGGUUGUGUUUACUCCGACGUUGGUGACUUACUACGGGAUGUCCAAGCCUCCAUUCGACAAAUUCUUGGAUGAGGUUAGCCAAAUUAAAAACCGACAGGUCUUAGCUAGCGGGCUGAAUGCUUUGUCGAUUUUAAAAAAUGCAGGGGCAACUAUUUGCUAUGGAUCCGACCUUUUGGCAGGCUUGCAUCCUCUUCAAAACCAAGAAUUCUCGAUCCGGUCAUCUGUUUUGUGUGCAAGUGAUAUUUUAAAGUCCGCUACAAUCACCGCAGCAAAAUAUUUGGGAAUGGAGGAUCAGCUUGGCUGUAUUAAGAAGGGAAGUAUUGCCGAUAUGCUCAUACUGACGGCCAAUCCCCUGGAAGAUAUUGCGAUUCUUGAUCAUAUCCAAGACAAUCUUGUGGCUAUAAUAAAGGACGGACGCGUUGUUUCCACCAAGUCCAGUUUGCUUUCGGUUGACCCUUUAUACAACGUGUCCACAUUUCAGCCAUAG
This is a messenger RNA of Penicillium angulare, 1389 nucleotides long. Its product is annotated as metal-dependent hydrolase family protein. The transcript is spliced from 2 exons. The record is from RefSeq and is a predicted model, not a curated record. The coding region runs from base 1 to 1389 and encodes 462 amino acids. Lineage: Eukaryota; Fungi; Ascomycota; Eurotiomycetes; Eurotiales; Aspergillaceae. Gene Ontology annotation, molecular function: hydrolase activity, acting on carbon-nitrogen (but not peptide) bonds.